AGGUCUGCGCGUGGGCGGAUCCGGCGAACGAUCCGCUUGCAAGUGGGGGUGGGCGGUGGCCGCUGCGUCGUGUGCGGGUCACUGCUUGGUGGGGCCUGGCGUUGGGACACCCGCAUCGCGAGAGGCGCGGAGUGGAGACGAUACGUAACCGCAGCUGCCAUUGCCAGCGAAAAUGAGUGAGUCAGACAGCAGCGCGCUGCAGCUGGUGGGCAUGUUCGCCCGCCGGGCCGCCGCCCUCGUCGGCAUCUACGCCGUCGGCUACCUGGGCUUCUCGCCGGCCUGGUUGGUGGGCGGCGUCAUCCUCUCCGUCAUGCGCGAGAAGUGGAAGCGCGAGAAGAGCACCAAGCGCGAAGUGUCGCGCGCCAUGGCGCUCAACAGCGAGCAGCUGACCCUGGCCAAGCUGCAGGACCUGCCGUCCUGGGUGCACUUUCCUGACGUGGAGCGAGCCGAGUGGCUCAACAAAAUGCUGAAGCAGAUGUGGCCGUUUGUCGGUGACUAUGUGAAGGAUCUCCUGAAAACACAGUGGGAGGCAAGCCUGGCUGCCACCAUGGCCGGAUACAAGCUGAAUAACUUUAAGUUCGAGAAGAUCUUCCUAGGCGACAUCCCUCCGCGCGUGGGCGGCGUCAAGGUCUACACGGACAACAUCCAGCGUUCCGAGAUGAUCAUGGACCUGGAGAUCUUCUACGCCGGCGACUCGAGGAUCGAGUGCAGCUUCAGCAGGAUGUCGGCCGGCAUCAAGGACUUCACGCUGCACGGCGUGAUGAGGAUCGUCUACAAGCCGCUGAUCAAGACCAUGCCACUGGUCGGCGGCAUGCAAGUGUUCUUCCUCAACAACCCCGACAUCGACUUCAACAUGCUGGGCGUGGCCGACGUGCUGGACAUGCCCGGCCUCAGCGGUAUCCUGAGGAACGUCAUCCUGGACACGAUCGGCGGCAUGAUGGUGCUGCCCAACAAGUGGCCCAUCGUGCUGUCGGACCAGAUCCCCACCAAGCUGGUCACGGCCUCGCAGCCCAAGGGCGUGCUGCGCGUGCGCCUGAUCGAAGGACGCGACCUGAUGAAGAAGGACCGCAACGUGUUCGGCCAGGGCAGGUCCGACCCAUACGCACUCAUCUACAUCGGCUCCAAGCAGUUCAAGACCAAAUACAUCCAGGACACGGUCGACCCCGUCUGGAACUACGUGUGCGAGGCGCCGCUGCUGCGGCCGGACGGCGUCCGGGCCCGCAUUGACCUGUGGGACUGGGACGCCAGUAAGCUGGACAAGGACGAUUUCCUGGGCAGAUGCAGCCUGGACGUGGCGGACAUCGUGGCCGCCGGCUCCCAGGACAUCUGGGUGCCGCUGGAGCAGGCCCGCAGCGGUCGUAUCCACCUGCAGCUGGACUGGCUGAACCUCUCCACCCGCGUGGCCGACAUCAAGGAGCAACUGAACGAGAUCGAGGACCUGUCGGCGUUCGACCACUCCGGCCUCAACUCGUCCGUGCUCACCGUAUUCAUAGACUCGGCCACCAAACUGCCGAUGGCGUCACGUGCGGCGGCUGAGCCGAAUCCCCUGGUGCGCCUGACACUCGGCAGCCAGAAGGAAGAGACGAGCUGCAAGUACCGCACGCUCGACCCCGUCUGGGAAGAGGGCUUCAGCUUCCUGGUCACCAACCCGCUGACGCAGACACUGACGUUGGAGGUGAUGGACAGCACCACGGACCGUCGGCUGGGUCACCUUCAGAUGGAGGUGAAGGAUCUGCUGCGUGAGACCAAGCUGGAGGUACACGAGAACCCCUAUCAACUGAAGGACUCCGGACCGAUCUCCAAGGUCAUUCUCUCCAUGCAGCUGCGGAUUCUGACGCACGACAAGGUGGAGAACACAGAUGACUUGGAUGCCAGUCUGCCGUCUGCUCUGAAGAAUCAGCCCGUGGCGCCGGCGCCUACACCAUCGGGCGACGGGAACACGACGGGCGGCGGGGACGCGGCGGCACCCAGUCCGGCGCGGCCCGAGCCGGCGGCGGGGGAGCCGGCCCGGCCGGAGCCGGUGCCGGCCCAGACGCGGGAGGCGGUGGAGAGCCUGAUCCAGAACCUGUCCGGAGACGCGGCCACCACCGAGUCCGGACUGCGCCAGAGGAAGCCGGAGAAUCCGGCCGGCAAGUACCGGCUGGGUCGGGUGGAGCUGACACUGCGCUACAGCGAGACGCGGGGCGCGCUCGUCAUCGUCGUCCACAAGAUCUCGAGCCUGCCCAUGCAGGGCGACGACAUCCCGGACCCGUACGUCAAGACGUACCUGCUGCCGGACCGGUCCGAGGACAACAAGCGCAAGACCAGGAUGCUGAAGGACCAGUGUGACCCGGUGUACGACGAGACGCUGGAGUACUCCGGUCGGCUGAACGAGAUGAGGAUCCGCCGUCUGGAGGUCAUGGUGGUCAGCAAGAAGACAUUCGCCCGCAACCCCACGCUGGGAAUGCUGCACAUCGACAUGAGCGAGAUGGACCUGACCUCGGGAGUGACGCGCUGGUUCGACUUGGAGCCUGAGGACCGGUUCGACUCGUAGAGGCGCCCCGGCAGCGGCCGCCGCGCCGGCCGGACCGGGCGCUCCGGGACGGCUCGCCGGCCGCGGCUCCUCGGGCUGCGCUGGCGCCCUGCGUUAUACGGACUCGCUGUGUGUCUCUCUGGUGGUGGGUAGUGCUCUUUCUUCAGUCGACUGCUGCUUCGCGGGGCCUCGAGAGCUCCACGUGUCCCGGCGUUACUAACUCCGUCCCGACUGUGGUUGCGCUUUGUGUAGAAUGAUAUGCGCGACAGCUGGAUGCCUGGACAUUUGCGGGACGUCACGUCCGCGGCGCUGAUGUGACCUCUCAUGCUCCGACUCCGCCGGCGACGGACGAGAAGUCCACCGCUGUCUCCCCCCCCCCCCCCCCCCCCGCUGACCGGUCGGCCCACCGGCUCCUGUGCGCUGCCGGAUAGCUGCUUCUGCCCGCUCUGCUCGGACGAGCACCUGCGCCUGCGCGCGACGCCGGUGCGGCUCCGGCACUGCCGGCGGCCACCGGUGGCCGCCGCAGCUCGCCGCCGCUCUUCGGCAUGGCUCGGUGGCUGAAGAGGACCAGCUGACAGAUCUGAUGACGUCACCGGCCUGCAGCUGGCCCGCUGGCGUCCGUUGCCAACUCAGAAUACCGCCAAAUAGACGGGCAUGCGGCUGAUAAAUCAAACGAUCCAGUUGUGCUUGGUAGUUUUGCGCAGUGGCGAUGGUGGUGGCCGAGUUUUGGUCCACGGCGGUCCUCAUAGAGACAAGUUGUCAAAAUAUGCGAAGGCCAGAGGCCUGUUGAUUUAUUUGUUGUUCCAUUGGUUAGGGCCAUUGAAGUGACGGGUGAUCUUGCGUGCUUUCGUCGGUGAUGCCUGAUGCAUACUAUAUCCGUACUUAUGCAAAUACACGCUUGGAGGACUGCG
This is a messenger RNA of Pollicipes pollicipes, 3423 nucleotides long. Its product is annotated as extended synaptotagmin-2. Gene Ontology annotation, cellular component: endoplasmic reticulum membrane. Gene Ontology annotation, biological process: lipid transport. NCBI's taxonomy places the organism in Eukaryota, Metazoa, Arthropoda, Thecostraca, Pollicipedomorpha, Pollicipedidae. The record is from RefSeq and is a predicted model, not a curated record. The coding region runs from base 173 to 2533 and encodes 786 amino acids. The transcript has 21 exons. Gene Ontology annotation, molecular function: calcium-dependent phospholipid binding; phosphatidylinositol binding; calcium ion binding.